CUUCGUACUUGUAUGUAUACUUGCAUUUGAUAAACCUCACGAUAUAACGUUCUAUAUCCUCUGAAAAACAAAUCAACACACACUGUGGCUGAGUGCAUAUACAAGUGUUUCGAAGAUUUCGGCUGGCCAGCUAUUGUACAAUCCUUCCAAAGUUUUAAGCAACUCUACAUACAAAGAUUUGAUAGAGAUACCGCACUUACUCGCUUGAGUAAAAGUCUACCAUGGUACGAAUUUCUAAUGAGAUGGUGCAAGAGGCGCCUCAAUUUCUCAACCCGUUAAGAGAGCGCGAAAUCGACUUACGAAACCAGAAGAUACCUAUCAUAGAGAACUUGGGUGCAACACUUGAUCAAUUUGACACUAUCGACCUCUCCGAUAAUGAUAUUACACGCUUGGACGGAUUUCCCGUUCUCAAGAGGCUUAAAUGCUUGUUUUUGAACAAUAAUCGUAUAUCCAUAAUUGCCACACUCACGCCUUCAAAGAUGGUGGGAUUAGAAGAGCUGGUACUAUCUAACAACAACCUAAAGGAAUUCGGGGAUAUUGAAUGUAUCGCCAAAAUGGAGAAUCUUCGUCGACUGAGUUUAAUGCGGAACCCUAUCACGGCAAAAAAAAACUACAGGUCGUAUAUGAUUUUCAAAAUUCCGCAAUUGAUCAUGCUGGAUUAUAAGAAGAUCAAAGAUAAGGAGAGGGAACUGUCCAAACAAAUAUUUGGAGGUGAAGAGGGAGAGAAGCGCGUAGCACAGCAGGUCAAGCACACUAAUGAGGAGGAUCUGGACGGCGACGCUAAGGUCGAUGCGGCGGAGUUGGAAGCUAGAGUGGAAGGUCUUACAGCUGAACAAGAAGAAAAAAUCAAGACGGCAAUUUUAAAUACCCAAUCAUUAGACGAGAUUCGUCGACUAGAACAAAUAUUGCAAUCCGGUAUCAUACCCGAGAGUGGAUUACAAUUAGACGGAGAUGUGGAUGACGAAAUGGAAAGCUGAUUCAACCCAAUUUAGAAAAUAAAAUACAACAUAUAUCUCCCUUUUAUCGUUAUGUUACCGGAAUGUCAAGAUAUAAUACAACGAUAGCUCAAGGUGUAUAUAGUUGC
This is a messenger RNA of Sphaeroforma arctica JP610, 1084 nucleotides long. RefSeq lists its product as hypothetical. Lineage: Eukaryota; Ichthyosporea; Ichthyophonida. Gene Ontology annotation, cellular component: U2 snRNP. Bases 222 to 977 code for a protein of 251 amino acids. The transcript has 5 exons. Gene Ontology annotation, biological process: mRNA splicing, via spliceosome. Gene Ontology annotation, molecular function: U2 snRNA binding; protein binding. The record is from RefSeq and is a predicted model, not a curated record.